Cornus florida is the source of this 1597-nucleotide messenger RNA. RefSeq names its product vesicle-associated protein 2-2-like. The coding region runs from base 397 to 1329 and encodes 310 amino acids. Gene Ontology annotation, cellular component: plasma membrane; endoplasmic reticulum membrane. The transcript is spliced from 10 exons. Gene Ontology annotation, biological process: endoplasmic reticulum membrane organization. NCBI's taxonomy places the organism in Eukaryota, Viridiplantae, Streptophyta, Magnoliopsida, Cornales, Cornaceae. The record is from RefSeq and is a predicted model, not a curated record.
CUUUCACUCCCCCCAUUUCAGUCCUAAAAAGUGUUUCAGACCACCAAACCGAUCUCCCCUCCUCUCUCUCUCUCUCUAUAAAACACACUCGCACACACUCUCUAUAUAAAAUAUUCUAGGGUUUCUCUCUCUCUUCCGAUUCAACGAAGGGUGAGGUUUUAACUAUACGUAUCCAAUCAACAACUGAAACGGCACUUCCACGCAAUUGAAUUUAAUUCAAGAACCCACCUUAAAUUCAUCGCUGUCACAAGCCAUUAAAUUCCGUUUCUCGAACUCUCUAGUCUUCGUCGUCGCUACAGAGUCUACAGUCCAUCCGGUUAAGUGAACUGGAUGUCAUUUGCUACUUUGUAGCCUUGGAUGCAGAAAGGGUCAUUUGCAAUUCUGUGAAGCAGCAAAAUGAACACAAAACUUGUGGAUAUUCAACCCCGAGAACUCAAAUUCAUAUUUGAAUUGAAGAAGCAAAGCUCAUGCUGUGUUCAACUGUUCAAUAACUCCAAUCAUCAUGUUGCUUUCAAGGUUAAAACUACCUCUCCAAAAAAAUACUGUGUGCGACCAAACACAGGCACAAUUGAUCCAAAAUCAACAUGUGAAUUCACUGUUACAAUGCAAGCACAACGGUUGGUUCCCCCAGACAUGGUAUGCAAAGACAAGUUUUUGGUUCAAACCACAGUUGUUCCAGCAGGGACAACCAAUGAGGAUAUUACAUCUAGCACUUUUGCCAAAGAUGAUGGUAAAUAUAUUGACGAGAGCAAGCUGAGAGUGAUUCUUGUCAGCCCACCUGAUUCACCUGUAGUAUCACCAAUCAGUGGAACAUUGAAGCAGGUGCCAGCUUACGAACCUUCAAUACUGAAAGAUCAACUACUGAGUAAAGUUGAAGGCCUCACUCAACGGCACACACAGGUGCCAGCUCAUGAAUCUUCAAUACUGAAUGACCAAGUACCGAGUAAAGAUGAAAGCCUCACUCAGUGGCACACAGUUACUAAAGAGGUGGAGGAGUCCAAAUUGGAAAAUGGUGAGUUAAAGCCAGAAAAUGAUGUAGAAUAUGUCACAAUGAAGGGCACAGAGGAGCUGAAGUUAGUUAAAGAUAUUGAGGAUAUGAAGUCAGAAAUUAAUGAACUUGAAUCAAAACUGAGUGAGGCUAAAGUUACAAUUUCGAAGCUAACAGAAGAAAGAAGAUUGACAUUUCAAGAGAGGGAAAGUUUACAAAAAGAAUUGGCAUUAUUGAGAAGUAAGAGAAACAUGAGAAAAGUUCAGGUGGGAUUUCCUUUACUGUUUGUCUGUAUGGUGGCACUCAUCAGUGUUAUGCUCGGAUAUCUUUUGCACCGUUGAUGGAGAACAUUGGUAUGAAGACAUUACAAGAGAUGCUCCAUGCCUGUUUGAGUUACAAAAUUUCGGUACAAGAAAAAGAAUUUAGGUGAAGAAACCUGAUGCUAUGUUUAGUUAGUCAAGUCUAUACUGGGAUUGUCGAUACAACAUGUCUAUAUGUGAUCUUUUUAAUAAGAAUUUGCAUGUAAUGGUGCUUCCUUUUCCUUUUCUUCAGUAGACAAAUUACUUUUAAGUUGACUUUCCAAUACAAAGUUUGGGGUAAUUCUUUUCA